Molecule: messenger RNA, 2919 nt
Organism: Anopheles coluzzii
Lineage: Eukaryota; Metazoa; Arthropoda; Insecta; Diptera; Culicidae
Exons: 6
Coding region: 124-2043 (639 amino acids)
Source: RefSeq, a predicted model, not a curated record
CCGUGGUGGUUGUGCAAAUUGAAACCAAGAAAAAAGGGGUAUUAAUUCUGUGCUGAUUGGUGGAAAAUAUAAAUCAGUGAAGUUAGGUUUCACCUCCCGGUUAAAGGAAAGUUGAUCGAUAAAAUGGGAGGUAACAUUGGAAUAAUGUCGACGGUAGCGGCUUUACCGGUAGUUAUCGUGCUGCUACUAGUGACAAGGAUGUCAUUGUGUGUGCCGACACAUUUCAUGGAGAUGGAGCAACACUUUCGCAACAGCAUCGAUCUGGACGCGGAGCAGACGGAAGCCCGGUACGAUCAGGAGAUGCUUUCCGACAUCAUUAACGAUAACGAUCGCGGUGAGCUGCAGAAGGCGGAAUCUUGUUUGGUCGAUGACUACAAGUACGACCACGGCCAGAAGAUACAACGACUGGAUCCGUGUGAAAUUUGUCUCUGCAUUGACGGGGAAAUAUUCUGCUGGUGGAAACAGUGCGAUUCUUUGGCGAAAACAGUAGAUGACGCGGAUCCACAAAUCAGUUCACCUCAGCAAGCACCCAAGAGUGAUCAAACGUCAACGGAAUUGAUCUCCGAAGCGUCAACUGUCAUGAGCACAGCGUAUGAAGCAAAAUCAAAAUCAUCCUUUGACGCCGUGGCCACAGAAGACAAUAGGAACGGAGCUACACGGCUCGUGCUUGCAGAUUCGCUUAGCGACGGUGGAACAACAGUCAUAAGCAGCACCUUACCGAUUUCAACACCCGCAUCGAAAGCGCCAGACAGCGAUCAUAGCUCCUCGGAGACGGUAACGCAUCACGGAUCGGUGCACACUACGGAUGUGCUGGAUGGAAUACCAAAGAACAUUUUAAGCUUUCCACAGACACCACCAAUCAUGAUGUAUCGCCCGGUAUCGAUGGGUCCUAUCACGGCCACCACGUCGAGGGAGGGAAAGUAUGUAGACGGUGGUCGCAAGGUCACCAAGGUCGGGUCGGUGGCAACGGGAGUUCGAAAGGGGAAAACCGGUACGUUGGGACACAAAAAGUUGAAAGAACACAAAAAGAAUCUCCUGAAGGGGAAGUACGAAGGGGAAUUUUCGUACGAAUUUGAUCGCAAACCGACAGUUUCGAUUGCGAGUGACGCACUGCCGAAGAUGUCCGAGAUCGACUCUAGCAGAGAAGGUGACAAGUUCCGUGAUCAGUCAGUGGAAGUAACCGAGAGAAACAACAAUGCACCAGAUGGCAAGAAUGGGCCAGAACAGGAGCAGCAACAGUUCGGCGGGUACGGUUAUGGGAUGAUCCACGAGUCGGAGUCCGAGCACCGACAGGCAACGGUUCCGAUGCGGUCGCAUGAUCGGGAUGUUCCACAGCACUACAUAAUCACCUCGUCCGGGCAUGUGGAGAUGUUUGACGAUAGUGGAGCGAUGGCAGGACCUGAGCUUGGGACCGAAAACCAUGGCGACGGACUUGAGAAGCAACCGUAUCGGGAUGUGCUCAGCUUCGAUGGACGAGUAUCGUCCCGUGUGACUCAGGAUCAAGCGACAAACGGUGAUGAAGAUUCCGACGUUACGGAUAGUGACGAAGGGGACGAUGAGGAUGAGCGGCUGGAUGACGUUGGUGCUGUUGCACCAGCGAUCAUGCUUACUACAAACGUCACCCAGGGCAAGUACAGUCUCGGCGAGGGACUGCAUUCGACGCAGCUGCCUCCGUCACCGUCGUCGGUAAUUGAUAUCCUCAACUCAACAACGCUCGAAACGACGGACUAUGUCGAUGGGACGAAUCACUCCGAGCUGAUCUACCCGGAAGUCCCGUCCAUGAGCAGUAGUGGUGGUAGCAGUAGUAUCAGUAGUAGCACUAUCACACCACCGACCACCAGACAGGAUCAAAGUGAACAGCACUGCGUUGUUAUGGGCGUUACCUAUCCGGUGGGGGCAGUGCUGAAACAGGAAACGGGCAACUGUCUGCAGUGUGUGUGUGUCGCCGGUCCCGAGAAUGAUCCCGCUCCAAGGGUUACCUGUACGCCCCUGAACUGUCCACCCUUGAUACUGCCGGAUAUUCUGGAUGGGGCAGGAUUUUAAGUGGAGAUGGGAGCAAUCAUACACAAAAUAGGAACAAGAUGCAAAAUGUAAUGGCAAAGUAAAUCUUGAUGAUUCAUCGCAGCUAAUAUCUUCGCGACUGAUCACUCAUGACACACUCCAACAAGGGGAAAGAGGAAAGGGUCUUGGCAAAAAGUAUAUCUAAACGUCACCAUCUAGCCGCAACACAGUGAGGUAAAACUGUUGGAAUGAGUUAGACAAAAAAAAACAGGGGAUAAUUACAUACAUAGCGGAUCAAACUUUUUAGCGUAGUGUUGAGAAGAAUGGAAAACAGAAGAAUAGAGCAAAAACAACAACAACAACAUCAACCAAAACAAUAAGCUAGUCUGCAACAAACGGACACACAAUAUCGAAGAAAAAAUAUCACACCGAUAAGGGCUCAAACUGGGCUGCCCGGAAGGAAAUAUAUCAAAUGGUAGUGUAGAGCAAAAAACAAAACAAAACUUUCCAAACGCUAGCACUAGUGAUACUAUUAGACGAAGGUGCAGUUUAGUGUAGCGAUAAGCCGGAGUGUUUUACGUUAAGCAAACAUUUCCGUUUCCGUUCGUCGGGACGGCAGAUCGAGCCGUUCUCGAUUAGAUCAGUAGCAAAUCUGUCAGAUUGUUCGUUGUGAAUAUAUAAAACUUGUUCUUACUUGCCGAACGGUGACAGCACUUUGGCACACAGCCAUUCGACACAGCUCAACACGAUAGGAAGCGUAUUAUGAAAAGCUGCAACAAAAUAGACUUAAAAUGUACACUCACCAAUAACACAACGUGGCUCAAGCAAACUGAAGGUAAACUUUUCGUUUCAACCAAUCUGCAAAGUAUUAAUUACAGAUGGGCAGGAAAUAUAAACCGAAAACCGUAGCUUUUUGGG